AUGCGUACUGGCGUGACAAGAGAAGCCUUUUUCAUGUUUCUUUUUGUGCUAUAUACACUAGCCCCAUCAUUUCCACCCGAAGUUUGUGCGUCAGCUUUUGCGGAAGAGGCUGCUGCCCUCUUAAAAUGGAAAGCCGGUUUUGCCAACCAGAAUGGUCCCCUCGUGAUUUCAUGGAAUAUUACGCCUACCAAAGCCAAGAAUUCUUCCAGCCCUUGCACUUGGGCGGGUGUCUCAUGCAACAUUGGUGGAAGCGUCAACAGAUUGAACCUCACAAAUUCCAAAGUCAGCUCUACACUCUAUGACUUCCCAUUUUCAUCCUUGCCAAAUCUUGAAUACGUUGAUCUGUCCAUGAAUGAACUUUUUGGCAGCAUACCACCCCAGGUUGGUAAUCUUUCCAAGCUCAUUUAUCUCGAUUUCUCGGCCAAUAUGUUGUCAGAAGAAAUCCCACCGGAAAUUGGCUUGUUAAAAAAUCUUCAAGUCCUUCAUCUAAACGAAAAUCACUUGUCCGGUCCAAUUCCCGAGGAAUUAAGCCAUUUAGUCCAUCUUACUGAGCUUGACUUGAAUACCAAUAACAUCAGCGGCACUAUUCCAUCUUCCUUGGCAAAUCUGAGAAACUUGACAUACUUGUCUUUGUAUGAGAAUCAAUUUUCAGGCCCCAUUCCUCCAGAAAUAGGAAACUUAUCCAAUCUAGUCACUGCUUUUCUGAGCUCUAAUCAUUUAACAGGUUCAAUUCCACAUGUUCUAGGUAACCUCAAUAACAUUGACGAACAAGCUAAGGAACUAGAUUGGGAAAAGAGGGUGAACAUCAUCAAAGGUGUCGCUCAAGCACUAUCUUACAUGCAUCAUGAUUGUUCACCUUCAAUAGUUCAUCGAGACAUUUCAAGCAACAAUGUGUUGCUUGAUUCAGAAUAUGAGGCUCAUGUUUCGGACUUUGGCACUGCUAAAUUUCUCAGGAGGGACUCAUCCAAUUGGACCACUCCAGCUGGCACAUUGGGAUACAUUGCACCAGAAUUUGCCUACACAAUGAGAGUCACUGAAAAAUGUGAUGUUUAUAGCUUUGGGGUACUGACAUUGGAAAUAAUCAAGGGGAAGCACCCUGGUGAAUUUGUUGCCCAUCUAAUGUCUUCAACAACUGGAGACAUAGAAUUGAAAGAGUUGUUGGACCAGAGACUUUCGCAUCCCACACAAGAAAUUGAAAAGAUCCUGGUAUUCAUCCUCAAGAUAGCAGAGGCAUGUUUACAUGUGAAUCCAGAAUCUAGGCCAACCAUGCAUAUGAUUUGA
Molecule: messenger RNA, 1281 nt
Organism: Coffea arabica (coffee)
Lineage: Eukaryota; Viridiplantae; Streptophyta; Magnoliopsida; Gentianales; Rubiaceae
Source: RefSeq, a predicted model, not a curated record